Molecule: messenger RNA, 4717 nt
Organism: Antechinus flavipes (yellow-footed antechinus)
Lineage: Eukaryota; Metazoa; Chordata; Mammalia; Dasyuromorphia; Dasyuridae
Gene: SLC35F1
Product: solute carrier family 35 member F1
Exons: 8
Coding region: 240-1469 (409 amino acids)
Biological process (GO): transmembrane transport
Cellular component (GO): membrane
Molecular function (GO): transmembrane transporter activity
Source: RefSeq, a predicted model, not a curated record
GAGGCUGGGGCUGGGUGAGGGUUUACACGCCGCCCGCCCGCGGAAACAGCAGCAGCCACGCUCAACCUCCCUGCCCCUCCAACAACAGCACCGCCUCUCCCCUGCAGCGUCAGCCCGGGGACUCCCUCUUUCUCCUCCUUCUCUCCUCGCCUGGCCAGACCUGGGGCAGCGCAGAAUGCGCCCAGCUGCUGCGUUCUGAUCGCCCUCCCACAGCCGCCGUAGCCGCCGCCGCCACCGCGAUGAUCUCCCCGGAACAGCAGCAGCAACAGCAGCAGCUGCAGCAGCAACAGCAGCCCAACCAUGUCGUGGCCACCAUCGAGAAUCUGCCGGCCGAGAGCAGUGGGAGCAGCGGCGGGAGUCUCUCUGCCUCGUCCGCCUCCAGCGUGCGCCAGAGGAUCAGGAAAAUGCUGAACAGAGAAAUGAUGAUCUCUGUGGCCCUCGGACAGGUGUUAUCCCUUCUUAUCUGUGGCAUUGGUCUAACCAGCAAGUACCUGUCUGAUGAUUUUCACGCCAACACUCCAGUUUUUCAGAGUUUCCUUAAUUACAUCCUCCUCUUCUUGGUCUACACUACAACACUAGCUGUCAGACAAGGAGAAGAAAACUUGCUGGCAAUUUUGAGGCGAAGAUGGUGGAAAUAUAUGAUCCUAGGCAUCAUAGAUCUAGAAGCAAAUUACCUGGUAGUCAAAGCUUACCAGUAUACCACACUGACCAGUGUGCAGCUCUUGGACUGCUUUGUCAUCCCAGUAGUGAUACUCUUGUCCUGGUUCUUUCUGCUAAUCCGAUACAAGGCUGUGCACUUUGUUGGCAUUGUGGUCUGCAUUCUGGGAAUGGGCUGCAUGGCAGGAGCUGAUGUUCUUGUGGGAAGACAACAAGGAGCAGGAGAAAAUAAGCUGAUAGGCGACCUCUUAGUCCUUGGAGGAGCUACACUCUAUGGCAUCUCAAACGUGUGGGAAGAAUACAUCAUCCGAACCCUGAGCCGGGUCGAAUUUCUUGGAAUGAUUGGACUCUUUGGUGCCUUCUUCAGUGGAAUUCAACUGGCUAUAAUGGAGCACAAGGAGCUCUUGAAGGUACCCUGGGAUUGGCAAAUCGGACUGUUGUACGUUGGCUUCAGUGCCUGCAUGUUUGGCCUGUACAGCUUCAUGCCAGUAGUCAUAAAGAAAACCAGUGCAACAUCCGUCAACCUCAACCUUCUCACUGCAGACCUGUACAGCCUGUUCUGUGGAUUGUUUCUCUUCCACUACAAGUUUUCAGGACUUUAUCUCCUGUCCUUCUUCACUAUCCUCAUCGGGCUGGUGCUCUACUCCUCCACCUCCACAUACAUAGCCCAGGAUCCUCGGGUAUACAAGCAGUUUCGAAACCCAUCAGGAACUGUUGUAGACUUACCAGCCUCUGGGCAAGUGGAACCUUCAGUCACCUAUACCAGCCUAGGUCAAGAGAUGGAAGAAGAACCCCAUGUGCGAGUUGCCUAGGAUUAGGCUCUCCCAACUCACUGAGGAUGACUCAGUGGCCACAUGUAUGCCCAUCAUCUCUGUAUUGUAAAUAGAGAAAGGUAUUUACCAGGUGCAGUUUACACAGGUGGACUGCAAGGUAGCAAAUUGAAAGCCUCUUGCAAAGAACAAACUCAUUAUCCCUAGAGACCCAGACUCCAAAACAACCUACUUAGAGAGGUGUCUGUCUAGGGUGCACAUUGACCGCAAUUCCCUCUGCAUCAAUUACUGUGAAAUGUUUUGAAUCAAAAGAUAGUAUUAUUAUUGUUUUUUAUUAUUAUUACUGUUAUUAUUAUUGAACCAAUAUUCAAGAGGGGAUUUUGCACACCACCCUCAUCUCUAUCCCAAAUACAAAUCAAAAUACCAUGUUCUACAAGCAGUCACAUAAAUUCCACUUUUCUAUGACAAGUCACUUUUUAAGAAUCAUAUUUAAUUUUUUUUUCUGCAUAGACUUUGUGAGUGAUGCAUGCUGCAGGAGCUCCACCCCAGAAAAGCUUAGUAGACCUAGGAAUUUGGUGGUUAAUGGUUAAUCUACCACCUGUUGGAUUACCAGCUCAAUAUGUCAUCUGUGCUAAGACCCUUGUGGGGAGGGGCAACUGACCAUAUAAUUCUCUAUUCUAGGAAUAGAUCUAAAAUGAGCAUUUUAGCCUUUUUAUAUUUGCAAUCACUACAUACUGCUCCAGUCAUUGCCUUCUGUUGUGCCAUGAGAUUUCUGCCAACCAAGUCCUUAUGAUAAUAGGGUCAAAAAUCUAUCAUUGCUAUAGGUUAUGGAGAAACUCUAGAAAUCACAUCUUUUUUCCCCAAGAUUUUUUUUUACCCAAAUCUAUUCUCCCUAAUGCUUCCUCUUCUCUCCCUAUUACACACACACAUCUCCCAGGUUUUUUUUUAUUUUCCUCCACUUUUUAGAUCUUUUUUGGUGAGAUAAUAUGGAACAAAAUCAAGGCAUCUUAUUAUGAGACUCCCUUUUUUCUAAGUGUACCAAUAAAUAAAUGAUGUUCAUUUUGUAAGUUUAACUGAUUUGCCACCCACAAAAGAGUUUAAGAACAAAAACUUUACAGGCACCAAGAGCAAUUCAGUUGACUUGACUCCAUCACAGUGGUAGAGAUACCAUCAUUUUACAAUUAUUCAUUUGAAGAAUGCUUGAUGCCCAUCUGGCAAGUAGAACUAAUCUUUUAAAAUGUCAUAUUCUUAAUCUGUCUUGCCUUUUCUUUCUUUGGGUAACAAGAAUAUGAUACAUUUUCCCCCUGAAAAUGUCUUUUUUUCAAGGAUUAGAAGUCAAGAAGCAAAAAAAGAACCUAAUUUCCCAGUAGUAGCUAUAACCUAUAAGUACAUGAAAUAUCUUUUAUGUUUGGUUGAUGCAGAAAAGAUAAUUGAUAAAGGUAAAGGGUAUAGAAAAGGUAAAUGUUUGCGAGAAUUUUUAAGUCAGAUAAACAUAUGUGCAAAUAUUAAGCACACCAACUACACCAUAGGUUUUCUGCAAAAUAGAAAAGAACAUUGGUACUACUUUUGACAUGCUCAAAUAGCAAGAUAGUUCUAAAGGAUUUGAAUCAGGCCAAUACUCUUAUUAAAGUUGAAAUCUCUGCCUUAGUAUUAAUCUAAAAGUGUGUGAAUUGGUUUUAUAUUUUUCAACAAUGGAAGAAAUAAUCUGGCCAUGUCCUCAUUCCAGGAGAAAAAUCCCUUGGGACAGGUGAGAAAAACACUUAUGUUCAAAAUCCAUUGUCUUCUCGAAUAACCCCUUAAAAGAAUGUGUUUAUUUUCUGGAAAAAUCACUGUGCUAAGAUUCUCCCAAUCCUGAGGAAUCCUGUCAUCUCCUGUAUUCUCUGCUACCUUUUAAACCAAUUAAAUACCUUUCUCUGAACAUUAUGUCUAUUUGGGUCUAAAGACCUUUAAAGAUUGUGGUUUUAUUUUGUGUUUACAUUCCUUCAUUUUGCAUACUUUUCUUGAUUUACCCUGUUUUUAGUAUUUAUUUUUAAGCCAAAUGUUUGUAGUCUUCUUUUUUAUUCAUUUUUAUGAUACUAAUUUGUAGAUAUUUAGUAGUCUUAUUAGGAACAAGUGGAUUGAAGGCAUUUCCAGGUCAGUUCACUGGCUUGGGAGUUUUUAAAAAUUUAAAUUAAAAAAAAAGAUUUGCAAUCAACAGAUGGCUUACAUCUGCCAUUUGAAACAUUUUUAUAGAAUAUUUUAAUUGACUCCAUUGUAUGGAAACCAAGUGUGAAUGUUUAGAAAUGCACUGUACAUCCUUUAUCACCACUCAGCAAGCUCACCUCACAAAGACCUUUUCAUCACUGGAGUCACUUAACAGUGUUGCUUUCUUUCUUCUUCAAGUAAAGGGGUGGAUAAUUGUGUUGGACUGACCCUCAGAUCAGAAGAGUUCAAGGGCCCCCAGGAAAAAACAAUGGCAUACAAGCCUUCCUGUUGUAUACAAAUACAAAAAAAGUUUUUAGUCUAGUAAGGAAGGAUGGGAAGGGGGAGAUAAGAAAGAUAAUGCCAUUCCAAGUGUUCUGUUUCCUACAAUUUUAGAACCUUUGUAGACACCAGCAGCAAUUCAAUUCUUCAGCUCACAACUCUCCACUGGUUGAAUGAGACUUUAGCAAUGUGGGGCAGUGGUUACAUAAACCAGAGGUCUUGUCAACAUCACCAUCCCUUGGGAACUGAGCAGCCCUUAGCAAGAUAGGGGUAAUUUUUAGCUACUAAAUGGAAACCUACCUAACCCUUCUCCCACCGAGAAUGGGCUGGACCUCCCAAAAUCAUGGCUAUCUUGGUUCCAGAUUUCUACAGCUGUCAACUUGGAAACACCCAACAUGAUAGACCAAGCAAUUGAAAAAAAAUUGCAUCACUGUGUCAUAAUGGAAAAGUUUCAGUGUUUAGUUUAGAUAUUGCUAACUUGUGCUAUUAACCUUCUGACAAGCGUGUAGUAUGUUUUUUGUUUCAUUUUGUUUGCGUUAAAGCCAUUUCAUAGUCCCAAGCUAGCUAAAAGGAAAAACUUUACCCCAUGGGUAGGAUUCUACUGGUAAACCCCAUAAUAAGCACACUAACCCUGACCAUUGCAAAUGGGAAUCUAAACCAAAAAGAAAAGAAGAAAAAAAAAAAAAAAAAAGAAUCUGCACCAAUAUGCUGAAUCAACACUUUCUCCAUUUUUGAUAUUUGCAUGCUCCUAUAUGGACUGGCUGUGGCAAUGUAAUGCCUGUAUAAUGUUUUCAAAUAAAAAUAAAUGCUUUAUGAAAGCAAAAGGU